AUGGAGUUAUUACAAAAGUUUAAACAGAAUGGGUACUUUACAGCUGAUCUGUACCAUCUCAUCGCACAGAAAAAGUUGGUGGGACAUUCGGAAGAGAUAAUUCCAUCAGAUUAUAUCAGAGAAAUGAAAAUGUCAACAUUGGAGCGAUUACAGUCCUUACAUGCGAUACAAAUCGACAAUUAUGUAAUUUCCGGAAGCAAAAGUAAUAAAAUUGUGUUGUCUUUUUCACCGAAAGUUAUUGUCUUUCAAAAUUUUAAACCGAACGAUAAGAUUGUUGCAAAGUUCUCAGUUAAGAAUAUAAGCAAGGCCCCUACAUUCCUUAAUAUGGUUUUCAAAGAAUCUUCGUAUUUUUUUAUCAAACCAUGUGGACACCAGCUAUUAUCUAGGCUGGCACCUGGAAUCAGUGCCACUUUCGCUAUUACGUUUCAACCAGCUCAAUAUGAAGACUAUACCCAUCGAGUAACUUUCUACACCGAUGUUGACCAUCCAUUUUCGGUCCAACCCAAAUCUGCGUACUUGAAUCCUAGUCAAAAAGUUGACGUCCGGAUUGCGAUGAUGACGAUGCGCUUGGGGGAUAUAAAUAGCACAUUGAACGUUAUUUUUGAAUCAGGUGAAAAUUUUAAAAUAAAUUUAUUGGGACAUACGUAUACUGUGAGCGUUGAGUUGGAAAAACAAGUAGUGAGAUUUUUCGAUACAUUUAAUACCUUAGUUCGACAGCAGACAUUCAAGAUUACUAAUAAAUCCGAUCAUAUAUUAUCCUAUAUGUGUAUGAAGAAUGACUGUGUUUAUUAUGAUUUUGAAGAAAAGGUAAAAUUGGCAUCUGUAUUUUAUAAUUUAAAAGACCUCGAAUCCGGAAAAUGCGAGAAACUGGUUUAUUAUGACGUGUUGAGUAGCGACGAGCAUGAACGGGUUUACACUAGAAUAUUCUAUGAUGAGAUCCAGGCUUUGGUCGCAGAUGAAUCCUUGCAAUAUCAGGAUAAGCACUUUUCAAUUACACCUAUUUACGGCAAAUUGUGGCCAAAGAAAUCAACAGAAAUUACAAUAACGUUUUCACCAAAAGAAAUUGGUGAAUUUAGCACAAUCGCGUAUUUGGACAUAGACGGGGUGAUUGACCGCGUUCCUCUCAAGAUUGUCGGCACAUCGUUGCCGCCUUCCAUAAACCUAAAUUUAGAGACGCUGGACAUGGAUUGUGUGUAUAUAAACAAGAAAUACGACUAUGAGAUUGUCUCUAUAAACAGAGGUCAUAUCAAUGGUGUAAUAGUAUAUAAAGACGUUCCUCCGUUAUUUGGGAGCAAAAUUACGUGUACGCCAAUAAUGCAUUGUUUGAGACCGGGGGAAAAAGAUAUAUUUGUUAUUUCAUUUUGCAAUUCCAAUCAAGGACCGUUUUUCGAGGAAAUAAAUUUCGCUAUACGAGAUACAGAUGUCGUGCUUAAAGUGUAUUUAAAGGGCGUUGUUAUCUAUCCUUCGUUAAUGUUUAGCAUUCCUUGCUUGGAUUUUGGUAUGGUCAGUUUAGGUGUACCAAAAACAAUGGAAUUAGAGGUUAUAAACGAGUCUAUAGUGGAUGUAAAUGCAAAUGUUAAAAUAUCAUCAGACGGGCCUGAGAUAAGCAGUAUUACUUUAGAUGAUUAUGCUGUGACCAAUAAACCAAAACCUACAGUCCCACAAUGGCCUAGAGAAUUCAAUAUCGCCCCUCAAAAAGUUACAAUUGGACCAGAAUCAAGGGUAUCUUUAAAGAUAACCCUAACAGCAAAUUUAAUAAGAGCUAACCAGACAUCUCUGGAACUAGAAUUGGACAAAUCUGACAGCCCGCCAAUUACAUUACCCGUCACAUUUAAUGCUAUGGUUCCUGCUAUAACGCCAGCAUCAGAUAUAAAUCUUCGUGCGUGCUUUUUGGAUUUCCCGUAUAAAUGUGAUAUUGUGAUAACUGCUAAUGAGUUCUGGGGUUAUUUUACAUUAGAAGAACCUGAGGAAUCAUCAACGUUAGAAGUUGAAGUUGGCAUCAAAGAAGGCAUGAUAAAACCAAAUAGUACAUUAUGCUUACCAGUAAUAAUUAAAACAAAUGUCUUGGGAAUGCAAGAACAAUCGAUUUGUGUUAAUCUUUUUGGACUGUCCACACCAGUUCAAAUUUGUCGAAUAAAUGGGUGUGGUGUGCGGCCUAUAGUUACAUGUACACCAAUAGCUCUUCAUUGGGGCCAAGUUAAGUUAUUGACCAGAACUCAAAAAACACUUACACUUUGCAACGACUCUCCAGUGGUAGUCAAUUUUAGAGCUUCUCUGUUGAAUCGCGAUGGUCGGUGGCAAAUUCACCCUACAGAAGGUUUUAUAGAACCAGAAGGUGAAACAGAUCUUACUCUAACUCUAUAUCUUAUUGAUGCUGACAGCUAUACUAAUAAGGCUGUGAUUCAGUUGGAAAGAGUAAAAGAUAUUUUGAUUCCACUAUCGGCGACUGGUGUAGGAACGAGUAUUUUAGUUGGUGAAUUUAGAGACAGGGUAGUGCUUGGAAGGCAUUUUACUAAAAUACCUUUAAACUGUCAAGUGGUAAUGGAAAACUGUGGCACACGAAUGCACGCCUUAGAAUGGAGCGAGUAUUACAAAGCACCGAAAACAAAGCAACAUUCUGUAGCAUUCUAUAACUUGGAACCGAAAUCUUUUAAAGUUGCGGCUGGUGAGAAGUUAGAAUUGACAAUAACUGGCCUUUCCAAUAAAGUUACCACUAUUAAAGAAAUGUGGUAUCUAGUCGGAAGUGUGGAAGGUAUAAAUAAGAAGGAGUUACUUCUCGAGUGCCAAAUCAUAGCGGAAUUCGUUGACCCAAGAAUAGAAAUUUCAUCAAAUAUUAUAGAUUUUCAGUAUGAUUACGGUCCAUAUAGCGAAUUUUAUAAAUUAACAGAUAUCGUUACAAUUAAAAACGUUUCAAAAUUACCCUUAGAUUUUGAUAUCAGUGUAAAACCGCCCUUUGCAAUCAUCCAUAAACAAACAACAUAUAAAAUAUUACCUGAAGAGGAAAAUCUUUGUGGUUGUAUUUGCUAUACUGAAUCAGAUUUAAAUGUUCUUAAAAUGACAGACAGUGAUCCUUACCAGUGCAAAAUAUUUAUUGACUAUUUAACUCUUAAACCAGUGGAUCCGUUACGGAAUGAACCUCUUCAUUUCUUUCAAGAUAUAAAUAAAAUAAAAUUGGCUUUUAAUUUAACACAUGUAGUCGAAGAGCGAUUAGAAGAUCAAGAAGUUAUGAAGAUACAAAUUUUAUUUGAUACGACAAAACAUUUGACGCUAAAAUCUCGUGUUUACUGUGAUUUGUUACGAGUUAAGUUUAAGGGCCAUAAAAAUAAAGAUGUCAUUAAACUAAUUGGAAAAAUAAACUUUCCAAAUGUGCUCAUACUAACUCCGCGAAUAGAUUUUCAAUGCGUUCUUAAUGGAAGUAUUGAGAGUAAAAUAAUUAAGAUACAGAAUGUGACGCCCCUGCUCGUAUGCUAUCAAUUUAACUGGAAAAAGUACUGUAUCGUUGAGACCAAACUGCCAGAUCGAUCUGCAGAUACCGUCUACAAGAGUUCAAUAGAAACUGAAGCUAGUGGUGGUGGUGAGUUGCACGAAAUAUUAGCGUGUCGAACACCUGUGGGAUCAACUGUUGAUAAUAUAGGGAAAGAGAUUAUAGAAAAAAGUUUAAUAUCAACUACUCAGACCGAAAUGCCUAUUGAAACGAUAUCUGUUCUUAACGAAGAUAUAACACAAGACAAAAUGUUUAAAAAAUACACAACAAUGAAGACCAUUACACCAAUGAUUACUGCUGAUUACGAGUCUGAUUUUGAAUGGAUAUAUAAAUUUUCAAAAAAAGACAAAAGUCUAAACAUUUGUAUUAAUGACGUGUUACAGUUAACCCCACAUCGUGGUCUACUAAAACCUAAUGAGGUGGAAUUCAUUCAUGUUAUUUUUAGGCCUAAAGUAAAUAUGAAUAUUCGUGCUACUUUAGAGUGUGAAGUACUUGGUGGACCAGCUGAAAGUAUACUAGUUACCGGCCAAAGUUCGGAUUUGAUAUAUAAACUAAACACGGGAAAGAUUAAUUUCAAAAUAAGGUCCUUUCACGAAAAUGCCUUUGAACAAUUGAUAUUGACAAAUGUAUCACAACUGCCUUUAGAAUAUAAAACGUAUUUAAACGAACCAAAAUGGGAAAAUGAUUUAUAUGGCACCAUACUCAAUGUUAUUCCUGAUGGUAGAGUUUUAGAGCCAGAAGAGUUCAUUAGCGUUAACAUCGAAGUAAGACCAGGUGCCAUGGGUUAUUUUGGUAGUACCUUUGUAUUGGAAGUUGGUCAUCUUCCUUUUAUACCUAUUGAAGUUUUUGGAUGGGGUGUUAUUCCACAAGUCUAUAUUUCAUUACCACGACCAGACAUAGCCAAGUUAAGUCCAGAAAUUGGGUACCAAGCAAUUCCGACGCUGACCGAAGAAUAUUUGGAGGCCAUCAAUGAAAUAUUUAUGAAUCGCAUGGCAGAACACCUAAAUUCACCAUUUACAGAAAAAUGUUUUGAAGACCCAAUGUUUACGAAGGAUUGGUUUAUAUGUUCUACAUGGGAUGGAUACCCGUCUUCCAUGGAUAUUGAACUCGCAAUUGAACGGAUGCUACUGAUAAAUUAUAUUAAAUUACGACCAGAUAUUCUAAAUGUCUAUUCUACUACAUCGAAAAUGAUACCGAUACCAGGUUUUCAGACAACCCCGUACGUUAUUGAUUAUGGAGUUGUGAUAACUGGAAGUUGUAUUCACUGCUGUGUCGAUAUUAUUAAUUACGGACCUAUUGUGAUCAAACUACAUUUUGCGAAAGGGACCCAAGUUCCCAUUUGGCUCGGAUUAAAAUUGUGUGGAAAGUUAAACCCAGGAGAGUCUGGAAAAUUAGAAGCCACAUUUUCUCCAACAUCGAACGAUUUUACGGAAUUAGAACAAAAUGUUGAAACUUCGUUUAAUAUAGACGUACCCUACGGCGUAACUAUUCCAAUUCAAAUAAAAGCGUUGUGUGCAGUUCCCUAUUUAAUGUCUAACGUAAAAGCUAUCGACUUCGGUACAGUACGAUGUGGUGACAAAGUUGUGUCUUCUAUACCCUUAAAAAAUAUUGGAAAACCAACAUGUAUAUGGUAUGUGACUUUGAAGUCCAAAACACCAGGCCCCAAUCCUAUGACAGUCCUUGAUAGUUCUGGAAAGUUUGAACCAGGCGAGGGAGGCUGGCUUAGUAUUGCUUUUAAACCUAUCAUGGAGCUUCCAUACGAAGGUCUCCUAAUUUUCAAAUUCCAUAUGAAUCCAAAUCGAAUGACAAUUCCGGUGUCGGGGCAGGGUAUUGUGCCACAGGUUCACAUUAUUGGACCGAAUGUUUGUUUCCCGCCAACUCUACCCUGGGCUGAAACCACAGAUAUUUAUUUUGGAUUGACAAACCCGUGUCCAUUUCCGAUAGAGCUCAUUGUGGCGCAUAGUGAUGUAAAAUCCAAGACUACGAAGGGUCCUGUAUCAAAAACCACUACACGUGACAAUUUAAGUCCAAAAAAGGCACGAACUGAAACGGAAAUUAUAAACGAUAUUAUUGGCUAUUUAAAAGAAUCUAAAGUAGAUCCUUUGAAGGAAUGCAUUGCAGCUUACGAUGCUAUAUCAACAGCUGAUGACCAAGCUGACAAUCAUGCUAAAGGAAUUUUAAUAUUCUUUCACGGUUCACCUUGUGAAGGAGAUCUACAGUUCGUUCUAACCGACAGUGAUAAAUUAAAUUGUGUGGUUUUAGAAAUAAAUUGCCAAGAGAUGGCUUAUUCAACUGGCAAAGCACUUGGAAUUCCUACAGUCAACGUUGACAUGUGCGUUGUGGAAGCAUUAUGUACAAGCACUUGUAACGCAAAAGUGGUCAUACUAAAUGCAAUUAAUGAGAUGUUCGAUGUGAUUCAUAGAUUUAAAGGGGACGAUGAGAAACAGACAGAGAGUGAAGAUAUCUUUAAAGAAACUGAUGACGAAUUCGACAUAAUAUGGAAGAAAAUUGAGUUUUUAGCGAAUAGUAAAAACAUAGCAACUCCGCGAUCUAAAGCAAGUGAUAAAAAGAAAAAGAGAUCUUCAACAUCUUCAAUAACCUCUCAUUCAGCUGUAGGAGCUAUGGGAUCCACUACAAUGUUUCAAAUGGAUUUAACAACGGAACUCUUAACGGACUUCUUCAAGCAUCCAAAGUUUAAUCGAGGGUUCAUCGUGGAGACUUUAACGAGUAUCGUUUUCAAAAGUCCACCUUUGACGCUAACUUCGAUUAUUAAGUGUAAAAGAAACAUAUGGAAUAUACAUUUAGUGCUGUGUCAAUCAGAUUUCACGAAAUGGGCUCAGAGCUAUGAGGAAACGCAGCGAGAACAUGAACAAGUAGAUGAAAACGUAUCCAAAAUCUACGAUGAGACAGAAAUUGAAAAUAUCAUAAAUAGCUUUGAGAACAUGGAUGAAAAUGAAUUUGAAAAUGCAAAUCCGGAACAUAAAUCUAUAUAUAUUACAUAUGGGUUAGAAGACAGGAGGAGGCAAUACUAUGAAAAACAAGGAAACCCAGGUGACUACGUCAAACUAGAAAAGGGUGCUCGAGAUCGCAGUAAAUCAUUACUGGUCGUUGAUAAUGAAUCGAAGAAAAAGAUGAAAAAGGAAGAUGCUAAAGCGAAACUCACGAGUGAAUAUUUAUUAAUGAGCACAAAAUAUAACGAAUACACCAAAAAUACUUACGAUAAUUUAGUUAAUAUCGCAAAUAAUUGGAUAAUAGAAGAGGGUGAAGUGGGUUUUCCAUUAUACGGCUUUAGUGGUCAAAUCGUUGGAUCUUCUCAUAAGAAAAUGAAGAAGAAAUCUGAAAUUCAACUUCAGGUAACAUCCUCUCAAACAUCGACAAGUGAAAUACCAUCUAUGUCCAUCGACAAAACGUCUGAAGAUAAUCAAGAAGAGAUGUAUCCGUUACCUCUUCACAGUGUUAAAUGUACUUUAGAGCGUGAUAGACGAAUAGUCCUUGAGCCUGGUGAUCUUGUGAGAUGCAAAUAUUCGUUCAGUCCACAAUACGAAGGAAAUUACGCUGUCAAACGCUUCGUCGAAGUCAAUGGAUGGCCAGCCUCAAGAAUAGAUAUUAAUGUUUCGGCAAUUUGCGAUUUACCAAGGUUGGAUAGUCGUCCUAAGAAAAUGUUUGAGAAUUUCGUUCGUCGUUCGGUAGAAGACAAAGUUUACAAAGUAACAUAUAUUGACGAUCAAAAGCUAUUCGAGUUUGGGCCUAUAUUUAUUGGUUUCAACAGAAUAUAUGAAGAGCAAUAUUCAAUUGAAUUGCGAAACUCCUCGCUAAUUACAGCCGAUGUCAUUGUUGAAUUUUUGGAAGAUACGAGCGUGUUUCAAAUUGAUAAAACGUUUGUUAAUUUGGAGCCUGGAUGUCGAGAAAAGGUGACUGUCUCUGCGGCACCGGCUGAUUUAGGAAUACAUACAAGCGUCCUACUGUUUUGUGUUAAGGAUAAUCCAGAAAUAGUUACAGUAAAAAUUGCUUGUAACGGUGUAGUUCCUGUGGUUGAAAUAUUGCCUUUGACAAAAUCUAUUGAAUACGGUCGCCAUUUGCUAUAUCGAAAAGAAGAUGACAGAUUUAUCGUUAAAAAUGAUUCGAUUUUACCCAUUAUGUGGCAAAUUCACAACCCGCAAGACUUUGUUGAAGAUUUUAUAAUCGCUCAAACAUCUGGCAUUGUACCACGACAGGAUAAUCAAGUUGUACCAGUUACAUAUAUCGCCUGUAGAGUUGGCGUAAUAUCUCACAAGCCUCUCACAGUUGAUAUAUAUGAUGCUGAAGGAAGAGGGAAUCCAAUGAUAGUUGAUGCAUUAUAUUUAUCAGCGGAAUGUUACGAUGUCAUGGUGGAAUGUGCAUACGAAAAUCCCAGUGAAAAUUUCCUCAAUUAUGGAAACGUCAAAGUCAAUUCCACGGUUGUUCAGGAAAUGUAUCUUUUGAAUAGAGGAAAAUAUAAUAUUUUCUACAAGUUAAAAAAGGUCAAGAAUUUUCCUGAGCCAUCAUUGUUAAGGUCAUUUGAAGCGAUUCCCGAGUGCGGUGUUAUACCUCCCACAGUAAAAUUAAUUAAUAUUGAAUUUGAAUGCACGCCCACGACAUCCAUGAAUUUAGUCAACACCCCUGCCUACAUUUGCUCGUUGCUCGACGGAAGUAAAAAUCAGGUGGUAGUUGCGAAGUUUCCGGUUUGCGUGACCAUCGCAUCGUUUUAUAAUACAUUCACAUUGUUCCCACUCGGAGAAUUGAAUUUCCAUAUAAUACCUGUUGGUAGUGGAGUGAUGAGAGAAGUAAUCUUAAAUAACACAAGCAAAUGUCCAAUAACAUACGAAAUCAUUUUGCCUCAGCAAUACCAGUUGGACCCGGACGCUCAACCAACAGCUAAACUUAAAGAUAAUAAGAUCAAGAAUCCACCUUUGAAGUGUGGAAACUUCUUCAUAAUGAAUGAUGACAACCUCCUUGCGCCGGGAACGAGUAGAACACUUCAGAUACAGUUUAUGGCAACGGCGGCAAGGACCUUUGAAGAGACAAUUAAGUUUAUUAUAAGUGAUACGUGUCCAGCGGAAGCCUGUGGGGUGCCACUCAGAUUAGUGGGCACAGGCGCCAUGCCAACAUUAGACUUUUGGAACAUCGAAACAACUUUCAGAGAGCAUUUGAUUGUUAAAUGUCUUUCGGAUUACAAAGUGCCUGAGCAAUACAGGGCGGUGUUGGAAAUAAAACUUAAGCUUCUCGAUAAUCAAGAGAAGUCUUUCAAAGUAUGCCUGAUAGGCGAUGGUGUAAUACCAAGAAUGCGUUUGUUACAUCCUCAACUGCGCCACCACAGAAUAGCCCUGCUACAAUUCCCUGUCACGUGUUUGGGAUCGAUAAGUAAACAACAAAUUCGCUUCAAGAACAUAAGCUCGGUUAAAAGCAAAGUAAAGGCAGAUGUGUUCUGUCCGCAUAAAGAAGAAAGGCCUAUAUUUUGGAUAAAUUCAAACUUUAGUAAUUUUGAUAUGGACUAUGACGCUAAAGAUGAGAUGGCUUCGUCAUUAACGUUAACAUUGUGUCCUAAGGAAGUUUGUACUAUUAAUAUUCACUUUAAUCCAAUUCGCAAAGGAAGAGUCUCUUGUGAUGUUAAGCUGACGAUAUUUGAAAAUCCUUACGAAUUUUUUGUUGUAUUAUGCGAAGCUGAAGCAUUUAUGGAAGAUGUAAUAAUAGUGGGUCUUGAGAUGCUUUCCAUGGAGUUGGACCUCGAUGCUUUCAAGUCUGCUGAUGGUACUAUGUCGACUGCAUCUACCUCAGACACUCGAAAGAAAAGCAAGAGCGCGGCUGUUCCCAAAAAGUCAAAAAUGGAGAUAAAGAAAAGUAAAAGAAUAUCGCAAGCAUCGGUGAAGCAUAGUGAUACCACGAGCAGUAUUGAGCAUUCAUUGCAAAAAUAUUUACUGGAUUUUGAGGGCUGUGAAUUAUUUGCGAUUAAGAAACGGACAGUUAUAAUGGUGAACAAUUCGGAGAAACUAUACAGGUUCAGUUGGGAAGAGUCUGAAUUGGUUGUGGUCAAACCUUCCGUUGGCUACAUAUCACCAGGCGAAGAAAAAGACUUGGAAAUAAUUUUCUUCUCUCCCAAGCCAAUUGUAUUGAAAAAGGAAUUCUUAUACGUUACGUUGAUGGGAGUUAUUGACGAUUCGUUAACAAUGGAUAUAAAAGGAUCAACUUGGGAUAAUAGACAGACUGUGACUGCUUUUGAUCAUGAUGAAUAUGUAGGUGUCAACGAAAGAUAUCAAGCGGUAAUCGACGAGCAGUUUCACAUAUCGCCUGAAAACGCGUUGGAUAUAAUACAAAUGGUUGUGGUUUAUUCUGCGACGGCCGAGUAUACUAAAUACAGUUGUGAUUUGAAGGAGGAGUUAAAUAUGAACGAUACCUUUAUAUAUCAAACAAGAACAGUUAAUUUCAAAGUGCGUAACACAAGCAAAGUACCAAUGAAGAUAUUGUGGAACUUUGUUAUUGACGACGAAUUUCCGUCAAGGAUUGAUAAAGUAAAAACUGCAGUGAAACCCAGUCAGAAUGACGAAAAGGAUAUAGUCGAAGCAAGUCAAAUUACAUUAUUUAGCGAAAAGAGUAGCAGAGAGAGCGUCGAUACGUGGUUUGAAGUCGACCUGCCGUUUGCAAUACAACCUCCUAAACAAUGCUUGAAACCAAAUCAGAGUUGUGCAUUCAAAAUAACAUUUGCGCCGCUAGAUGCAUUUUCAUAUAAAGUGAGGCUAAAGAGUUUUAUUGAAAAUUUGGACCCAUAUGACCAAAAUAUAUCCUGUAAAAUAUCAGCAAAAUCGUUGGUCCCAUAUGUGCACUUGGAUAUUGAAGAGAGUGAUUAUUUGACUUCCGGAAAACGGAAAGGUGCCAUCGCACUUCCGCCGCACGUCACUGUGCUAGAGUUCAACGUGUUGGGAUCCGGAUGCUAUAAAAAAGCCUUCAAUGUUAUUAAUCCUUCGAAUGAGGGCUACGAAUUUAUAUUUGAAAUGGUAAUUUCGGAAAAGCCAGAGCUAGUUCCUGUACACUGCAAUAAGCUUAAGGGUUUUGUAGAUGGUGGAACAUCUACGGAAGUUGAGUUCACUUUUGCACCAACUGCUCCAGGGAUUUAUGAGUCACAGUGGAAGUUUCUUAUCCCAGUUCAUUCGAUAGUGAUGAACCUACUCGUGGUUGGAAUUGUAAGAGAGCCAGACGUGUUGUUCCUCCCAACUAUAUUAUUGAUACGUAACUCUUUAGUAGGAUUUACUUCGGAAAAUGUUGUUGUUUUGAAAAACAACGAAAAUGAAUCAUUGAACUAUGAGUUUAAAGGGAAUUCACUUUGCAAUGAAUCGGGUAAAACACCAGUUGUAGUUGAGCCGGAGAUGGGUGUUUUGAGAGCUCGAUCUGCGACCGAAAUCAGAAUUGUGUACACGCCUAUACAAGAUGGACCACUGUCGUUUAAAAUAUUCUGCAAUGUCCAAUAUUUGACGAAAGUUCUAACUCUUUGUGUCAACGCACUCAGCCAGUCGAUAAAACCGAAAAUUUUGUAUUAUUUGAUUGGGAAUGAACAUGUUUUGAACUCUGAUGCAAUAACGAAUAUUCAUCUUGAUCAGACUGCAUCAACAUACCAAAGGACUAUACCGUUUACAAUAAAAAACGACGGUUCCGCCACAUUUUUCUUCGAAUGGCAGUACACCUGCAGUGCAGUUAAGAAAUAUUUACAAGUGAGCGUUGAGCCUCACUCUGGGCACGUGAAGCCGGGAGGAGAAGUCGACUGUACGGUGUACUUUACGCUCAAACAAGUUCCGGUGCAAUCUUUUCCUAUGACCUUAUCGAUUUCGGAUGGUCCAGAAUACAGUAUAUUGCUUCAUGCGGAGAUAUCAAAACCGACAUACCAUUUUUCAUGUAUGGACUUUGAUUUUGGCAAGUGUAUCGUAAACGCUCCGGAUGCGACUUACAAAAAAAAUAUAGCAUUUGAAAACGAGGACACAUCACCUAUAAUUUUAGAUUUAAAUUUCUCGAACAUACCGGAGCUUUUUGUAUACUAUCAUGAGGAGACACACAUAGAACCUGGACGAAGAAUAAAAAUAUCGAUAUUUUUCCGACCUAAGCAAGUUAAACUAUACGAGUUCAAACUGCACUUUUGGGUUAACUCCUUGUGCGAAGAAAUCGUCACUAUUAAAGGAGAAGGAGUUCCUCUAUUAUACGAUCUGUAUGAGGGUUGCCAGAAGAGUUUUGACCUAGGAGCGGUGAAAGUAGGAGACAAAAUCGUACGACAGAUUGAAGUUAUGAAUCAUAGUAAAGUGCCGAUAGAUGCCAGUUUCAUUUUUAAAGAUAUUUAUGGUGUGACUGAUGAUGAUACGAAGUCAGAGGGGACUAGCGUUUGUCUGAGUCCAAGUACCGUCUUACCUCCUAAUCCUGAGGGAGAACUAUCCAGAGGAAAAAUGUUGCAACAAUUCAAAGAUGAAAAAAUACACGAGCAAAUAAAUAUGGAUGUACAAAAUGCGCUUAGUUCUCUGAAAGUUAUACCGAACAAGUGUACAAUAAAGCCACACAGAAAAGUACCGAUAAAAAUUCAGUUCAAACCCAUUGGAAUGAUUAGCAAACUAAACGUACAGUUGAACAUGAAAGUUUUUCACUUCGAGAGGCCGCUAGUUCGUUUGAGUGGUUGCGCAACCGGCAUGAGCCUAUGCUUUAGUCAAAAUUCUCUACAAUUUGGUCGAGUGCGGAAACGGGGUUGCAAGAUUCUUAAGGUUAUGUUGCAGAAUAAAGGUGAUUUCGGUGCAAGGUUUUGGUGGCAGCCACUUAAAUCGGAUGAGUUUCAAAUUUCGCCUAGCCAAGGAACAGUCGCAGCUCGCACGAAUGUCACAUUCACUAUAACAUUUCGUCCUGUGAAACAUAAUCCCUUUAUCAAAGUAUGGGCCAGCUGCAAUAUUGAAAACUAUCCGCCUCUCGAAUUAGCACUUUACGCAACAUGUGUGGAUAUAGGAAACAUUCAGAACAAAUCUUUAUAUCUAGAAUGUCCAGUGAGAGAAGUGCAAACGGAAUAUGUUAUAGUUACUAAUCCUUCCGACGACAUGUGGCUAGUUCUGUCGGAGAUCUCCGGCGGGCCAUUUGAGACAUUGAAAGAGUUUCAAGUGGAACCAAAUUCCACCUUCGAAAUACCUGUGUACUUCAAACCAAAAUCCAUUGGCAAACAUGAGAGUCAAGUUUUAUAUUCACCACUGGGUGAGAGUGCUCUCUUUGUGACAUUAAUUGGCGCUGCAACCCACCCUAAUCCAAACGGAACGAUUAAUAUCACAGUGUCUGCAAAAGAAUUUCAUACUGAGGAACUAUUUGUUUAUAACAUUACUGAGUUUCCAGAAGAGUACUUGGUAUCUACGGAAAUUGUAAAAAUAAUACCGGACAAAUUCGAAGGGCAUUAUGAAAUUAAAUACCCCGAUACGAUUAAAGUCUGGGGUGAAGCGGCCGCUACGUGUCGGUGGACGAUAGUUUGUUACGAGGAGUGCGAGAUACAGGUUAAGGUUAUCUUCGUCAACGUAAAGACACGCGAAUACCAAUUCUACAAUAUUAUUGUAACCGUAAACCCUAGUAAAAUCGUGGAUACACUGACUUUUGUAUGCCGCGCCCGGGAGUCAGUUCAAAUGGAGAUUUCGGUGAAGAACCCACUGUCCACGGACGCAGAGUUUCAGAUUCGAUCUGAUAAACUACACUGCUCUGACAAAUUGAUGGUCCCCAAAAAUUCUUCGGCUGUGCUUUUGAUGACGUACUCGCCUUUAGUAGUGGGAGAGUCUGAGGACUUUUUAGAAGUUAGCAACAAUUUGGUUGGUUCAUAUAUUUAUGGCGUCGUGUUAAAAUGUCUGCCUGCUAAAGAAAAGUGUUUGGAAUUUUCAACACCAUUAGGCACUUCGAUACCAUUGCGUUUGAGGGUACAAAAUAAAACUGAUGCGAAAACUGAAUUUUUUGCAACGGUGUCCCAUCCAUCAAUAUUGCUGGAGCGAGAGUAUACAUUGUCUCCGUUUGAGAAGGGAAAGUUCAACGCUAUCUUCGAACCAACGGAGAUGGGCGUUCAACAUUGUAAAGUGUCUUUCAAUUCUGCCGUCGCUGGGGAAUUUGUGUUUAAGAUAAAAGGAACCGCUACUACCCCUAAGCCUCAAGGCCCGUUUGAGAUUAAGGCUGGCGGAUUCACUAUGAUCUCAUUCAAGAAUGUAUUUCAAGACACUCGGAUGUUCAAAAUAAAUGUCGAUAGAGAAGAGUUUUAUGUUAAAACAUUGUAUGAACCUAUAAAGUCGAAGAAGGAUAUAAAGUUUCCUGUAUAUUUGAAUGAGAAUGUCUCUGGCGAGUACCCAACCGGUUGUCUGACCAUAGAGACGUACGAACCAGCCGAUCCGAAGGUGCAGUGGACAUUCUUCCUUCAAGGAGUCCCGUGAUUUGAUAAUAUUAUUAAAUAUAUA
This is a messenger RNA of Pieris rapae (cabbage white), 13932 nucleotides long. Its product is annotated as hydrocephalus-inducing protein-like. Gene Ontology annotation, biological process: axonemal central apparatus assembly; cilium movement. NCBI's taxonomy places the organism in Eukaryota, Metazoa, Arthropoda, Insecta, Lepidoptera, Pieridae. The record is from RefSeq and is a predicted model, not a curated record. Gene Ontology annotation, cellular component: axoneme. Bases 1 to 13908 code for a protein of 4635 amino acids. The transcript has 75 exons.